GCAGCAGUUGACUUGUCACUAUUUGAUGGACUUAGUUCUUUCAACAGUUUGGAGAUUCGCAACUGACAAACUAUUCUGUUUAAUUUCCUAGAUUUGUUUCAUCCACCACCAUGGCUGAGUCUGGUUUCCCUUUACCACCUGAUGCUAUCUGCCCACUGUGUGUGGACACCCUGAGAGACCCGGUCACCAUUCCCUGCGGUGACACUUACUGCCUGGAGUGCAUCAAGAUCUACUGGGAUCAGUUUGACCACAUGGGCGUGUACAGCUGCCCACAGUGCCGCGCAUCCUUCACGCCUCGGCCUGUCCUGAGACGCAACCUGCCCGACGUCCACCACGAGCCGCGGCAGAAUCUCCGGGAGCUCACGCCUUUUCCCGACAUGCACCGGGAGUCUUUCUGCGAUUUCUGCGUCGGCCGUCGCAACAGGGCCGUCAAGUCCUGCCUCAUGUGCUUGGCGUACUACUGCGAAACGCACGUCAAGCCUCAUUACGAGUCGUCCACCUUCAAAAGGCACAAGUUGGUGGAUGAGACGGGCCACCUGGACAGGAAGAUCUGCCCCCAGCAUGAGAAAGGCCUGGAGCUGUUCUGUCGCUCUGAUCAGAUGUGCAUCUGUGUGCUGUGUACUGUCAGAGAGCAUCGCAGCCACAACAUUACCUCAGCAGAAGAAGAGCGCAUCGAGAAACAAAAAGUCCUGGUGGUCACCCAGUCUGAGGUCCAGCACAUCAUACAGGAGAGAAUGAAGGAGCUGCAAGACCUCAAGCACAAUGUGGAUGUUCUGAAAAGCAACGCCCAGCGAGCGCAGGUAGAAAGUGACAAGACCUUCCAUGAGAUGCUGCAGGCGGUGGAGCGCUGGAAGGCUGAAAUCAGUCAGAUGAUAAUGGCCAACAUGCAGGCGGCGAUGUCACAGGCUGAGGGCUACGUGGAGCGUCUGGAGCAGGAGAUCAUGGAGCUGCAACGCCGAGAUGCAGAAUUGCGACAGAUCCUCGAAACGGAGGACAACAUUCACUUUCUGCAGAAUUUUCCAACCCUGUGCGUCCCUCCUGAGGCCAUGGUGCCCAAAGUGCUCAUCAACCCCCAGUUCUCCUUCGGAGAGAUGAGCAAAACAGCCUUAGAGAUGAAAGAAAACUUGGACGACAUCUGUAAGAAGGAACUGAGCAAAAUUUCCAAGACAGUCAGUGAAACUCCUGUGUACAUACUUUUGCCGAGAAACGGAGACAAACGCCUCAAAGUUCCAUCCAGGGCAGACUUUCAGGAACCAAAAACAAGAGCAGACUUCUUGAGAUAUUCCUGCAAGAUGUCCUUCGAUCCAAACACAGUCUACAAAGAGCUGGUCUUGUCAGAUGGGAACCAAAGAGUCACCCGGAAGAAAGCGGUCCAGUUUUACCCCGAUCAUCCGGAGCGCUUCGAUGGCUUCUCCCAAGUGCUGUGCAAGGAGCCUCUGACAGGUUUCAGAUUUUACUGGGAGGCAGAGUGGGGCGGGGAGUUUUCCAUUGGGGUGGCCUAUAAGAGCAUCAGCCGCAAGGGGAAGAAUUCACACAGCCUGCUGGGCUACAAUGACAAGUCGUGGAGCCUCCUCUGCUCAGACUCAGGCUAUUCUGCCUGGCACAAUAAAGCAGACAGAGACCUUCCCGAUGCUCCCAGGGCGACACGGAUUGGUGUGUAUCUGGACUACGCCGGCAACACUGUGGCUUUCUACUCAGUAUCGCAGAACAUGGAGCUGAUCCACAGAUUCAAAGCUCAGUUCAGCGAGCCUUUGUAUGCUGGCUUUGGUGUGGGCUCCUCAGUUACGCUCUGCCAACUAAAACCAAAUCAGGCACCUUAUUAAUCCAAAAACUGAAAAAUGAU
Molecule: messenger RNA, 1843 nt
Organism: Stegastes partitus (bicolor damselfish)
Lineage: Eukaryota; Metazoa; Chordata; Actinopteri; Pomacentridae
Gene: ftr84
Product: finTRIM family, member 84
Exons: 7
Coding region: 111-1823 (570 amino acids)
Molecular function (GO): protein binding; zinc ion binding
Source: RefSeq, a predicted model, not a curated record